AGACAAAAACUUAACUUGUUUGAGGAGAAAGGGAACCAGAAGAAAGAAAGAGAGAGACUAAACAAAGUGUGAGUUAAACCUCACAAUCUUAGUUUGGGCUACAAUAAGCUGGCAGCUCUUUGCUGAACAGCCAGAAGUGGGCUGAAAACAAACUUUAGGAGAAUAAUGCCUCACACUCUAAGACUGGCUAGGAAUUUUUCCUCUGAGUGCUGCAGCUUCUGAGCUGCUAUUUAGCCCCCAUGGAAUGCGCAGCUUAGGUCAGCGAGAGUCAGGUAUUUUAGAUUAACUAGGUCUAAUUGCAAGUUUCCCGAAAUUUCAUUACACUUUUGGUGCUCUCAAAGUGUUGUUUCAAAAAAAACACACACACGCACACAAGGAAGACAGAUUUUGCUGCAGUAAAUAGCAUUAGAGGGAGUUUCUGGGCACUCCUUGCUGAGUUAACCUUGAUAAAAAAGAUGUGGGUUGUAUGCUGCCAAACCCUUUGCACUUCUCACUAAGUGGCAAUGAAGAAGCAGACAAUUGGCGUCUGAAGUCCUGAAUCUAAAAAGAGGUAAACAGACUAGCACUAUAGUACCUUAGUUGCCAGUGCUGACUGAUAAAGGUUCCAGUGUAUACUCUUGAAGAGGGUGAAACAGCUUGCACAGAUUUCUCAGUGCCUAGCAGUCUGGCCUUCACAGGUCCGAGCACAAUUUGAAUGGUUUUGACAGAAUGACAGCUGAAGACUCCAGCACCAUGAUGAGUACAGAUGCUUGCAACAUGUCUUCAACUAAAGUCCAUGAAGGUGUUGCUGGUGCCCCUAAUGAAGCUACCCUGCUUGCACUUAUGGAACGUACAGGCUACACAAUGGUUCAAGAAAAUGGCCAACGUAAAUAUGGUGGACCUCCUCCUGGUUGGGAGGGACACCCUCCACCCCGUGGUUGCGAGGUCUUUAUUGGUAAAAUUCCGCGCGAUGUUUAUGAAGAUGAGCUUGUCCCCGUUUUUGAGUCUGUGGGACGAAUGUACGAGAUGCGCUUGAUGAUGGACUUUGAUGGUAAAAACCGAGGUUAUGCCUUUGUCAUGUUCACAGCCAAGCAUGAAGCCAAAAGAGCAGUCAGGGAGCUUAAUAACUAUGAGAUUCGCCCAGGGAGGUUGCUGGGCGUCUGCAGCAGUGUGGACAACUGCAGACUUUUCAUUGGGGGCAUUCCAAAAAUGAAAAAAAGAGAAGAGAUUUUAGAAGAGAUUUCUAAAGUAACAGAAGGUGUAUUAGAUGUGAUUGUCUAUGCCAGUGCAGCUGACAAAAUGAAGAACCGAGGAUUUGCAUUCGUAGAGUAUGAAAGUCACCGGGCUGCUGCUAUGGCACGGAGAAAACUGAUGCCCGGAAGAAUCCAGCUGUGGGGUCAUCAGAUUGCAGUCGACUGGGCUGAACCAGAGAUAGAUGUUGAUGAAGACGUGAUGGAAACUGUUAAAAUUCUUUAUGUGAGAAAUCUGAUGAUUGAAACCAUGGAGGACACGAUAAAAAAAAUCUUUAGCCAGUUCAACCCUGGCUGUGUGGAGCGGGUAAAGAAAAUUCGAGAUUACGCUUUUGUUCAUUUCACCACCAGGGAUGAUGCAGUCCUUGCCAUGGAGAAAUUAAAUGGAAUUGACCUUGAAGGUUCCUACAUUGAGGUGACCCUCGCCAAGCCUGUGGACAAAGAGCAGUAUAGUCGUUACCAGAAAGCAGCAAAAGGAGGACCAACAGAAACACCUCAACCAAACAUUGUUUACUCAUGUGAUCCCUACACACUAGCCUAUUAUGGGUACCCCUACAACACACUGAUUGGUCCCAACAGAGAAUAUUUUGCCAAAGGUCUACUAUCAAAUUGUACCCAAAUUUACAAUACAGCAGGCACUGUGCGUGGCCGAGGUAGAGGAGCAGCUGGCAACAGAGCAGCAGGACCUCGUGGAUCGUACCUGGGUGGAUAUUCUGCAGGCAGAGGUAUUUACAGCAGAUAUCAUGAAGGGAAGGCCAAGCAACAGGACAAAGCGUAUGAACUGAUACCCAGCUUAGAUCUGGCUACAGUCAGUCCAGUCGCUAUGAAACCUGGUGCAGUGGCCAUCCCUUCCAUUGGAACCCAAUACCAAGUGUUUCAGGCGGCUCCAGGCGCUAAACUAAUGGAAGAUAGCAAAAUGCAUCCAAUGGAACAUGUUCUUAAUCCUAUUGCUGUGCAAACUGAUCCUAAUGGAGCAACCAUCAUUCCUUCAGUUUCCACUCCUCCACCUUUUCAGACUCGGCCAAUAACUCCAGUAUAUGCAAUGGCCUCCAAUAUUCAACGAAUUCCGACAGCCGGGUUCUAUGGGGCAAGUUAUGUACCGAUUGCAGCUCCUGCUUCCGCUGCCACAAUGGCAACACUGCAAAAGAACGCAGCCACCGCUGCAGCAGUGGCAGCCUAUGGAGGAUAUGCUGGUUACGUACCACAGGCAUUCCCUACAGCAACCUUUCAAGUCCCUCUACAUGAUUUCUACCAAACUUAUUAGGAUUUUCUAACAAAGACAUUAUUGUAGUGAAGGAAUACACUGGUAUUUAUGAAGACAAAAAACAUAGUUUGAUGUGAAAGAUUCUUUUUUAGGACUUCAGCAAACGUCGCACCAAAAACUAUGUGAAAGAGAGACAAAUGUUUUAAAAAGUGCUAUUUGUUAGUAAAUUUUGAAAAGCAUGUUUUAAGAAUUUUUGAAGAUUAAUAAUCUUUUGGUAGAAACAAUUCUAUGCAUUUUUGUGAUGGAAAAACUUUUUUUUUAAUUCUUACUUUUAGCAGAUACUAAAAAUCUUCCGUCCAUAAGGUUCGAACAUUUUGAAUGUGGACAGCUAGAAACUGGAAAAAGGUGUGGAUUUUGACAUGUUAAUACUAUGAAGGUUUUGUGUGACUUGUUCACUCCAGUUAUCUAUUCUAUUUGGUGCCUUCAAGAAAAAAUCAGCCUUAACUGGAUUACAGUACGUGUAAAUAAAUACUAGUCAACAUUUAACCCAUAUAUUGUAUAACCAAAUUUAGGCCUGUAGCUUUUUAACUGGUCACCAAGAAUUGUGUAUGAUACUGGAAAGCCUUAUCUGUAUGUGUUGUUCCUGUGCUGAGCAACACUAUUUUUGUUUCUUUAAACUCUGCUGGGGAUCAGUCCUCGAGCUACGAUACUAAAGAAUUGGACUGUCAGCUAUGAGACCGAAACUUGACUUCUACUUUAUUAACCUUCACAAUUUGGCCUCUUACAGAGGCUGAAUUUCACCAGCUUCAAACUGGCUGUUUGUAGCAUUGACUUUGACAGAAUUGUUUUAAGUAUCCAGGGUUGGCUCCACAUGACUGAGGAAGAAAGUAUAUAUGUGUUUGUCUCUGGGGAUAGGAUAUGGGUAAUCUUGAAAGAGGAAGGAAAGCAAGGGAAAGAAAUACCCAUGGCAGCAUUAUACAGUCGCUUGAGGGUAAGUUAUUAUCCACUUAACAAAUACAAGGGGACUGAAACAUAAAGGAGAUUAAGUAUGACAUUAAGUAGAUGAUAAACCUUUAGUGGCAUGCUCAUCAUAGUAUAAGUUUCAUUUUCCUUUGCAUUGCUUUUUAUUUCUGUGUGUUCUGCUUUAAGUUCAGCUGUAUGAUGCUGGAUUUUUUUGGACAAGGACCAAAGUAGGCCUUGUUGGCAUGAAGCGCUAUAUUAAUAACUUUUAUCAUGUUAAAGAAAAUUCCUAGCUGAUUUGAGGUGGUCAUGUAGUUUGGGUAGUAGUGAUGUUGUAUUUUGGUUCUGUGUAACAAAUUAGAUUGUGUGUAUAUAUAUUAUGUUUUAAUAUAAGUUUAUGAGCAAAUGGCUUUUAUGGUGCAACAGCAAAUGAUAUGUGGGUUAUCACCGAAUUUUAUCAAUUUCUUUCAAUGCUGUUGAAGAAAAAGAAGAAAUCUUAUAUUAUAGUAGGAAUUAAAUAUAUUGUUGCAGUGUUUCAAUGGCCUGUUUAAAGGCUUUCCAAAAAAAAGUCCAUUUUAAAUAGUGUCGUGAUACUCAGUAAAACCUGCAUAAUGUGACCCCAUGAUUUGGGCUGACCAAAAGAAACUGCUGAUGACAGCCUGAUAUCCAGUUGAGCUACAUUCAUUGUUUUAACCUGGGAAAAAUGAUUGUUCAAGUGCUAUGGAUUAAUAUGGGGUUUUAGGUAACAGCUCUGGCCAUUUUACUCUAACACUCACUAUGUUUAUAGAAUAGAAGUUCCCUCAUUAUACUGCUUGCAUAUAAUGAUAAACUACCACAAACACUAAUAAUAACCAUUUAAGGGCACCAUUUUGAAGACAAACUAUAAUCAGUGAAUUUUUAAUGUUUCACAUUCUGUACCACCUCAUUCUGAUGGGAAGACAGAAUACUCCACCUACUGUAGAAUGGCAUUAUAAAGGCAGCUUGCUCCAUGUGCCAGUAUUGCCUUGAUUUCUCAGCUCUGAUAGCCCAGAGAGCUAAUGAAACAAAUUAUUUUGCCUCAUGCCUAAAAACUAAUGAGGCACAUUCGAGUUUUUAUGCACAUUCUGUAUAUCCAUACAUCACACACCAUAUAUUUUCAUUUUUCUUUUUGCAAUUCUCACUAUUUUUGUCAUUCUCAGAAUCUCACCAAAAAUAUCUCAGUUAUCACUGACUCUUUUAAAUCUAUUGUGCAAUAGUAUGUGCAGCCGUAAAUCGCAACAUUGGGCAGCGCCCCGCCAAGUUCAGGAACAGAGUCGAACAGGGCCCAGAAAUGCUGGCACCAACUGGCACCAUUCCCAGCACUGGCCCUUUUGGGGGGAGCCGGUUUUGGGACCUGUAAAGGCCACCUGCUCUCACUAGGCAGGCAGCCAAUUGGGCUCAGUAAGAGCCUUGUUAACAAUAUGUAAUGGGGGGCGACUAGAAAAUCUGAGUUCCUGAUGCAAUGGGGGGAAGUUCAACUGCCUGGAGGCGGGGACCAGUGGCAGGCCAGGGUGCCAGCCCUCUUGGUAGACCUACUGUCCCUUUCUCCAUGCCUGGGAAUGGGUGCAGACAAAGACCACGCUGCAAAAGGAUUCCCUCCCCAUAGUGGUGACCUGGUUGCUUUUUGUGUUUCUAAUUUAAAUUUUUAGAAGUGUUGCUGAGAGGGUACCUUCAUUUUUAAGCGCACUAGCUUCAAGAUCAGCCCUCCAGCUUUGACAGCCUGCCCACCGCCCUCAGUGGGACGCAGAAGCUGCCUCCAUGUCAGAGGGUGCCCUGGUCAAAAUCCCAAAGUGUGACUAUUUACCCCCUGGGGGAUGGCGGCAUUUGUUUCGGGACCUGGAAACAGCCUCAACUCCUGUUUCCCACCUCUAAUGCAAAAAUUCAGCCCAUCAUAUUCCUCACACUUGAUUUCCUUUUAAAGAUGUGUACAAUUCACCAGAAAUUGCUAAAUACAGGAACCCUGAUUACCAGAAACCUGCUUCCUAUUUACCCACUGGAGUAUUGGAUCUGGUAAGUAUCAAGCAAAGAAUGGCACAUGGACAAAAUUUCCUUACCAUGUAUACUAAUAGGACAGUAGUAAGCUCACUGUUUUGUGCAAAAAAAAGUUACAGUUAUUAAAAUUAGAUUUGAAUCAUAAACCAACAUUAAAGAAUUCCAAUGUCAUAGACACACAGAAAACAGCAACACUCCCACGGUGAACAAAGCACUCCCUUUGCCCAGUUAUUUUGUUCAGUAAUAUUGUUGAAUGCCUGGGGAAAUCUAUGGGUCCUGAGUAAAUUGUUCCCUUUAGUGGAGCCCAAAAUGAAAAGGAAUAAUGCUUUAAUUAUUUCACAGGUGGACCUUACCCAGAAAACUUGUUAAGACAUUACUCAGUAUUGUUUUAAAAGCAUUUUUUUAUGGGCCUCACCUUUUCUUUCUGUUGUUAUAUCUGUCAAAUUGGAUUCAAAAUUCAAAUUCCCCUGCAUGCAUUUAGUACAAGUAUUUUUAAAAAUCAUGAUUUAUUCAGUUACCAACAAAGUGGAUACUGCUGCUAGAAAGGUAACCUUCAUAGAAUUAUAAAUGCCCUAGUUCCUUUAAUUAAAUAUUCAUUUUCAAAGGGUGUCUACAGUAUCAUUUGCUUAUUAUAUAUAUUAAAUACCUUUUAUUAACAUACAAAGUAUCCAGGGUAACACCACUAGAUCAGUGCACAAAGUUGUCCAAAAAUAUAUUUUUUAGUUAUUUUAUUAUCUUAUAAAGAAGAGAGUGGGGUAUGGUGAGAUUUUGAGAUUCAUUUAUUCCAAAAUACUUUUAUUUGGCUACUGAGUUUGGCUUUUCUGGAUAGUCUUUCGUAGCCCAGUUAAGUAAGAAGAAUGUAGAUGUAUUUAAAUAAAAUAUUAUUUAACUUGCAAGACACAUUCUAGUCCAGUUAGAAGUGGGAGAGUUCUUUGAAAAAAAAAGAAGGGUUUCGAGUAACUUUGUGUCAGGUAGAAAGGUUUAAUGUAUUUUUAUUUGCUUAUCUUUGUACAAAGAAGGACCUAACAAUGAUCUAACAAAGCCAAAGUAUUGAUUGUCUGCUAUUGGCAAAGGCCUGUUAAAGGUCAAGGAACCUGUCAGUUAGGAUCCAUACUUGUGCUAUUCUGUUUUAGCCAUUUCAUUCAAACAGCAUUUUUUAUAUUUUAACUCAAAAUGUUGGUCUGGUGCAUAUAAAAGAACAAGGUAUACGUAGGCAAGACUUUUUAAACUAGUGUGCCUUAUUAAUAAACAAAUGCAUUACCAUCAGGUGUUUGAGCUCUUCAGCUAUAUAUUUCUAUUUUCCUUGUGUUUUAAAAGCUUGAGUUUAUUCUGUUGUUGCGUUUAUAUUUCUAAAGCAGUAGUCAAUAAAGCAAUAUGAAACCCA
Messenger RNA from Carcharodon carcharias (great white shark), 6787 nucleotides. RefSeq names its product RNA binding motif protein 47 (gene rbm47). The transcript is spliced from 7 exons. NCBI's taxonomy places the organism in Eukaryota, Metazoa, Chordata, Chondrichthyes, Lamniformes, Lamnidae. Gene Ontology annotation, molecular function: mRNA binding. Gene Ontology annotation, cellular component: nucleus. The record is from RefSeq and is a predicted model, not a curated record. Bases 709 to 2493 code for a protein of 594 amino acids.